AUGUCUUUUAUGGGUGAAGCAAGUGCUGACUGUGGACCAGUCAAUCCAAUGGCCGGCCUCAUGAAGCAGUUUGGACAGGAUAGAUCGCUUCAACAGGAUCGUUUUGGCCCUGAGCAAAGAGGAGAAAGCUCCAAGCCAUCGUUUCGUACUAGAAAUGCAAACUUUGCGCCAGGAGCAGGCUCUUCGAUGAGCGAAGAGUUCUUUAGAGAUGGCGCUAAUAUGGAGAGACCAGACACCAAUGUCUUUGAAUUCAACGGUCUCAACCGAGAAUUAGAAAUGAUGCAACCUCAUCAACCACCACCACAAGCAUUACAAGCACCAGCACCAGCAGCGGCAAAUUGGGCUGCAGAUUUCAUGCAACAUCAACCUAUGAAUCAUGGCUCACAACAAUUUGAUGAAUUCGAGAAAAUAUACCAGCAACGAGGCCAUCCACGCCAACAGAUUGUGCACGGUGCCAACUGGAACGAGGAGUUCGAGGCAUUUCAAGCAAGCCAUCCAGGCCAUGUCUUGACUCAUCACGAAAGAGCUGCUUUUGAAAGAGCCUUUGACGAAGCAAAACAAGGAGCACCACAGGCAGUGAAUUGGGAGCAAGAGUUUGCAGCACAGGAAUCAUGGGCCACCGAAUUUGAGCAAGAGAACAAACCCACAGUAGUCAAUAACGAUAACGAUGCACUUGCCAGAACAGCUGCCAUGCUACUGGAUUCCGUGGAUACAGAAACCAACCCCAAGUUUAAAAACUCACAAUUCAUGAAUUUGAUGCGAAAAUUACGAGACAGUGAAGUGGCCAUUGAAGGCGACAAAAUGGUGGAAACUGGUAAAUCAACAAACGGUGUUGCAGGCAAUGAUUGGGCCAGUGAAUUUACACAACAUGCUGGCUCUGCUCGUAGUGGCAACAUGUGGUCAAAUGAGUUUGCUGCCAAAGCAGAACGAGGCUGGACAUCUGAAUUUCAUCGUGAACAAAAUCAGCACCAACAGCCUGGAGAUUGGGCGUCUGAAUUCUCUGCUAAACAGCCUCAAAUGCAACAGGUCUUUGGCAAAGGCAGUGAAAUGGACGACUGGGUUCAGCAAUACAACCAAAAUAUUGCUCAUCUAAAAGAUGCUCAAGAUCACGAAUGGGACUCUAUGCAAAAGGAUUGGGAGCGAUUCAGACCUGAGCAAGGCAUGGGAUACCGUGCCACGAAUCCUGAAUACAACAUCUACAACUUUACCACCAACAACCCCUAUUUAUUGAACCCGAGUGCCAUUGACAGUGUGGAUCACAGCAAUUUGGCAGUGUCCAUCCUGGCUUUAGAAGCUAAGGCUCAAUUACAAACAUCCGAUGCUGGUGCUUGGAAAAUGCUGGGUCUCCGACAACAAGAAAAUGAACGAGAUGGUGCUGCUAUUGCUGCUUUACGAAAGGCAUUGGAAAUGAACCCUUCUCUGUUAGAUGGCUGGUUGGCUCUGGCUGUCAGCUAUACUAAUGAAAACUGUCGUGCUGAUGCAUACGACGCCUUGGAGCAAUGGAUUGCUAAUCAUCCUCACUACAAGCAUUUAGCCAGUGGUAAAGGCAAGAUGGGACCAGAGGGUCGCCAUGGUUACAUUACCAACAUGUUUUUGGAAGCUGCUAGAAGCUCUCCUGGUGAGGAAAUGGAUGCUGAUGUUCAAGUCGGUUUGGGCGUCUUGUUCAAUGUCUCUGAGGAAUACGAAAAGGCCAUUGAUUGCUUCAAGGCUGCUUUAGCAAGUAAACCACAAGACUACCUGUUGUGGAACAAGCUGGGUGCUACACUGGCCAAUUCAAGAGACUCUGCUGGCGCUAUUGAAGCUUAUUUCAAUGCUUUAGAGAUCAGUCCUACCUAUGUCCGUGCAAGAUACAACUUGGCCAUCAGCUGCAUCAAUCUUGGUCAACACCGUGAGGCAGCAGAACAUUUGCUCACUGCAUUGGCAUUGCAGCAAUCAAACGAUGGUAGCAACGGCGCUGGUGGAUCAGUCAUGAUUGAUGAGCACGGUAACCAAGUCAGUGUGCCUGGUGGUAUGGGUGAUAAUGUAUGGGGCAGUCUUCGUAUGCUCAUGUUAAAUAUGAACCGUGAAGAUUUGGCUAGACACUGUGACAAUCACAACUUGAACGCCUUUCGUUCAGAAUUUGAGUUUUGA
Molecule: messenger RNA, 2130 nt
Organism: Mucor velutinosus
Lineage: Eukaryota; Fungi; Mucoromycota; Mucoromycetes; Mucorales; Mucoraceae
Exons: 5
Coding region: 1-2130 (709 amino acids)
Biological process (GO): protein import into peroxisome matrix, docking
Cellular component (GO): cytosol; peroxisomal membrane
Molecular function (GO): protein binding
Source: RefSeq, a predicted model, not a curated record